AUCGGACGGUGAACAUCGUGCUGAAUCGCUGAAUUAGCUUCAAGAGUUUACAUGAACGUCAACGACUCGUCGAAGUAGAUGUUUCAGUUUUCCAGUACAGGUAACGGCACGAUGGCAUCCGAUGAUACUGUCCUACGGUCUGACCCAUUGGCUGAUCCGAUAAUGGAAAUAGGAUUUGGUGUAUUCAAGGCAUCGUUAGUAUGUCAAGCUAUAGAAUUGGGCAUUUUUGAUAAAAUAGAAGUUCUGAAUAAGAAAGUCACUGCCGUAGGCUUUGCUAAUAACUAUGGAUAUAAACCGGAAGUUACAGAAAGAAUAUUAGAUGCUUUGGUUUGUUAUGGACUCUUGAACAAAAGUAACAGUCAAGAUGAGCCAGAAUACAGUAACAGUAAGACAGUUCAAAAAUAUCUGUUAAAAUCUGAUCAACCUUGUUUAAACAGCACUUUGCUCGGUAUCCGACUCUUGAGCCAGUUUGUAGAUAAAUUGGACACAGUUAUAAAGCAAGGAUCAAACAAUACUGUCUAUGAACGUCUAUUAGAUGGUUCUGAAGACGGAAGGGAUUUCACUAAUUCAAAACUUGAAAGGCAAGAAAUCAAAACAGAUCAAAAUCAGAAUCCAGUAGCGGAGAGGAAAAAAACGAAUAAAACUGAUUCGAGCGCACACUCAUUCAUGGUACAAAUGGAUUCAUUGUUGCGGCCAGCAGUGCACGCUAUCACAGUUGCUUUUGAUGUUGCCGGCCAUAAAACACUUUUGGAUCUUGGUGGUAACUCUGGUUAUUUGGCGUUUGAAUUUAUUAAAACCUACCCCCAGCUAAAGGCUAUAGUUCUAGACCGACCACACACCAUUCAGCUUGCUAAAAAGUAUCAGCCCGCACAUACGAAAUCGAAAGUAGAAUUUAUUGAAGGUGAUUUUUUUGAUAAUAAAAAGUUCCCGGAAGUCGAUCUGAUGAUGUUGAGUCAUAUAAUACACAAUUGGGACGAAGACAAACUAGAUAUUUUACUAACUAAGACCUACCAAUCUCUUAAACCUGGGGGAACUUUGUUGGUAGCCGAGAAACUUCUGAAUGAAGACAAAAUCGGACCAGAAAUUACGAUCCUUCUCGACGUCACAAUGACCACCGUUUGCAACGGAAGGGAGAGAACUCUGUCAGAAUAUCAGAAAUUGUUGGGACGUUACGGUUUCCAAAAUAUUGAAGGAAAGAGAAUCGCUGGAGUAAAUUAUUUUGAUGUCAUCAUUGCUCGAAAACCCGACAUUUAGAUGGAAUAUUGUUGAUCAAAUAUUUGCUGAAAGGGGCAGUCUGAUUUUUUAUCAGUAGAUUGAAAGAAAAGUUAGGUGCUCAAAUUAGACUAAAAUAGAGAGAUCUAUACGUGUUCCUGGACUUAUCUGGAAGUUUGAACUAAAAAAAAUCCCGCCGUUAAUUUUUUACGCCAAAAAUAUUUAAAAAGUUUAAAAAUUUAAAUUCGUCGUGUUAUAUUUGGUAGGUGUUGAAAAUUAUUGUAUGUAUUUAAAGUUCGCCAUUCGUUUGAUCAAUCAUACCUUAGUCUCAGAAACGGAUUUUUUUAGUUUAGCUAAUCAGUAAUAGUGUUCACAGUUCACCGUCCAUAUUUGCGUCUUCAAAAUCAUGUGUGCCCCAACUUUCGUUUCGUUUUUCAUUAGUUUUUUUUAUAGUUAGUAUAGCCAAUUCAGAGUAAUGUCUAACGACCGGACUCUUAAACAUUCAAAUUAACCUUUCAACCUUGUCUGAUGACAUGAUCUGCUUGAACCAAUCAAAUUCCUUCAAUCUCUCAUAAAAACGCGAACGCUGGAGAAGGCGCAAAUUUGAUUGGUUAUAGCUGAUUAGGUCAAAGGGUUAUUUUGACAUGUUCAAGAGUCCGGUCGUUAGACCUUACUCUAAAGUGGCUACACUAAAAAUACAAACUAAUCAGAAAACGAAAUGAAAGUUGGGUCUAAUUUUUAUAAGACUGGAAUUCUCCGCGUUAGAAAUUUAAUAAGACGACU
Messenger RNA from Lottia gigantea (owl limpet), 1995 nucleotides. RefSeq lists its product as hypothetical. The transcript is spliced from 9 exons. Gene Ontology annotation, molecular function: O-methyltransferase activity; S-adenosylmethionine-dependent methyltransferase activity. Gene Ontology annotation, biological process: methylation. The record is from RefSeq and is a predicted model, not a curated record. The coding region runs from base 112 to 1254 and encodes 380 amino acids. Lineage: Eukaryota; Metazoa; Mollusca; Gastropoda; Lottiidae.